UUUAUAGACAAAUUAUUUUUCAUAAUCUACAUCGUCAAGUUACAUUUGUCGCUAUAUCAAAAUACUAAAUUUGUGUUUUUCAUGUCCGUACGAUAUAACAUAACCUUAAUGCCCGAACGAAGACAUACAGUAUAUUCAUAUUAAAUGCCUCGAUCCAAAGUUUCCGAUGUACUUGGUGUAUUUAAGGGAGUAAAAAGUGUCACAAAUGCUCUGAUAAAACAUCAAGAGCAUACAAUCAGCUAUAGGAUCAAACACUCCAGUUUAAAAGAUUUACCUGAGAAGUGUCUGCAAACUGCAGGAGAAAAAUUUAAUAAUAUAGAGCCAAGUAAGGUUCCUGGACAGAUAAUGAGAGACUUGAAAGAAGUAACUGAACGUAUAAGCGUGGUUGAGGAAGGUAUUAAACAAUAUAUUAAGAUAACAGCUAGUCAAACUUUGGAUAUAAAAAAUAAUGGUUAUAUCCCUAAGAAGGAAACAAAGCUGUAUGUCUACGAUACUGCGAAAGAUCCAAAAGAAUUGCCUCGUGACGAUGUCACACACACCGUACCAAAAUACGCGACUGACAAGUCAAAAACUCAAGAGCCUUUAACAGGCAUACAAAAUAACGCAACGAAAAAGUAUACAAGUGUAAAGGAAAAGAUCAAGACCAUUACCAAACUAGAGAUACCUGACAUUGAAUUCUCUGAGAAAGAUAAAGAAAUCUUGAGGAAAUUAGAAUUGGAAUAUGAGAAGAAUACUAAAAACAGUAUUGAAGCAAGUUCUGCUCCGUCCUCUCGACGUAAAGUACAUGAAAAGGAAGCGGUACAUACGCAAACGACGUCUAUAGAAAAGCCAAAAACUAACGUAUUAGUUAGACCAAAGCAAUAUCUAUCACCUACUGCCAGAGAAAGAAAAGUUCCUUCUACAAGAUUGCAAAGAAUGGUAAGUUUCGGUACCUUAGGUAUUAGCCUUGGGCUUGGUACUGCUGCAGAAUAUACACGAAGGACGUUAGGAUUAAAGGAGCAGAGUAUUGGGGAUACGGUUGACAGUAUGUUUCUUACUAAAGCUAAUGCAGAAAGAAUAGUUUCAACAUUGUGCAAAGUGAGAGGUGCAGGUUUAAAGAUCGGUCAAAUAUUAAGCAUCCAAGAUAAUACUAUUAUAAGUCCGGAAUUGCAAAAGGUCUUUGAAAGAGUCAGACAAAGCGCUGAUUUUAUGCCAACGUGGCAAGUAGAGAAAGUGUUAGCUAACGAACUUGGACACACGUGGAGAAAUAAAUUGGCGUAUUUUGAGGAAAAACCAUUCGCCGCAGCAUCCAUUGGACAAGUGCAUCGUGGUACAUUAUUGAAUAAACAAGAUGUCGCGAUAAAGAUUCAGUAUCCCGGUGUGGCAGUGGGUAUUCAGAGCGAUAUUGAAAAUUUAGUAGGCAUAAUGAAGGUAUGGAAUGUGUUUCCAGAAGGAAUGUUUAUAGACAAUGUGGUGGAAGUUGCGAAACGGGAACUGGCAUGGGAAGUGGAUUAUAUAAGGGAAGCAGAGUGUACGAAAAAAUAUAGGGAAUUAAUACGGCCGUAUCCAGAUUAUUAUGUGCCUGCGGUAAUAGAUGAUCUCUCUACAAAGCAAGUAUUUACAACAGAGAUGAUAGAGGGUAUACCCGUUGACAAAUGUAUAGAUAUGGAUGUUAAAAUUAGACAACGUAUAAGUGAACUGGUCAUGCGUUUGACCCUAAAGGAAUUAUUCGAAUUUCGAUAUAUGCAGACUGAUCCAAAUUGGUCCAACUUCUUUUAUAAUCUCGAUACAAAACAGUUAAUUUUAUUGGAUUUCGGAGCAUGCAGGACUUAUGAGAAAACGUUUAUGGAUAAAUAUAUAGAAGUCAUUAAUGCCGCAAGCAAGGGAAAUCGCAACAAGGUCCUAGAGUUAUCUCAAGAAAUGAAGUUUCUUACUGGAUACGAGUCCAAGAUUAUGGAGAAUGCUCAUGUGGAUGCAGUCAUGAUUCUUGGCCAAGUGUUUGACAAUAAUCACGAGUAUUACGAUUUUGGCGGCCAAGAUGUGACCAAACGGAUCCAAUCCUUGGUGCCAACUAUAAUAAAUCAUAGAUUAUGCCCACCACCCGAGGAGAUAUAUAGCUUGCAUAGAAAGUUAUCCGGAAUAUUUUUACUAUGUGCAAAACUUGGAGCUAAAAUCACGUGUCGAGAUAUGUUCCGCGAGGUUUAUGCCAACUAUAAAUUUGGCUGACACUUUUCUUUAUGAGAGUAUUUAACGUGCCGUCAACCGUGUAUUUGUUUAUCGGUUUUUUUUUUACACAUUUAAUUCUUUGUUCUUUUCUCCGGUACUACGGACAUCGUGUAUGAUUCUCGUGCGAUUCUUUUCCCGCGUGUUACCAACCAAGUAUCUUGUAAUUAUUUUUUAGCCGCCUUUAUUAUAUUGUUAUGUCACGUUCUCUUAAAAAGGUCUAGAUAGCUUUAGAGGUUUCACAACAACAUUCUUUUGAUUCUUUAACCAGUCUUCAAUACAGUACACAGGUAUGAACGUCUUAAUAGUUCUAGUUUACGAUCACGAUACAGUCUACUGACGAUGAGUCUACCUCUAACCUCAUCGACGUUGACGCAUCUGCGUGUAAAUAUAAUAUUAUGAUGUACUACAUCUUGAAACAUUUAUACUGAUGAUGACGUAAUAAAAUAUACAUUUUGAUUGAAA
Molecule: messenger RNA, 2667 nt
Organism: Temnothorax curvispinosus
Lineage: Eukaryota; Metazoa; Arthropoda; Insecta; Hymenoptera; Formicidae
Gene: Coq8
Product: atypical kinase COQ8B, mitochondrial
Exons: 12
Coding region: 145-2205 (686 amino acids)
Biological process (GO): ubiquinone biosynthetic process
Cellular component (GO): extrinsic component of mitochondrial inner membrane
Molecular function (GO): kinase activity
Source: RefSeq, a predicted model, not a curated record